Messenger RNA from Cinara cedri, 4245 nucleotides. NCBI's taxonomy places the organism in Eukaryota, Metazoa, Arthropoda, Insecta, Hemiptera, Aphididae. The record is from the annotation of a GenBank genome assembly.
GCCACAGCUGCCUGCAUUGAUCAUACGUUUCACUUACGGCGUAGGUAUCUAAAGCAGUUGUGAUUUUUAUUGUUAGGUAAACAGAAACUUAGUGUUUCGUACGUAGUUCUCUCGCAAAUCUCUCGCCAUGUUUUCAUAUUCUCCCGAUUGGUGGCUAAUAAAUGUCGCCACCUCUUGUAUAAUAAUUAUUUCAAUGGUCGCAUAUUUUUUUUGCACGUCAACUUUUGGAAAAUGGGAAAAACUCAACGUGCCUUAUGCCCGACCUAUACCGUUAUUUGGCAAUUUUCUGACCGUUGCUUUGGGAUCCGAACAUCCGGUAGACUUUUAUAAGAGAAUUUACAACGAAUUUGUGGGUCAUAAAUAUGUGGGACUGUUCCAAAUGAGGACACCGUAUUUGAUGAUUCGUGAUCCAGAAAUAAUCAACAGAGUACUCAUAAAAGACUUUUCGUAUUUCCCAGAUCAUGGCAUUUACUCGGAUUUCUCGGCGAACCCGUUGUCGAACAAUAUAUUCUUCAUAGAAAACCCCCAAUGGAAAAUGAUCAGGCACAAACUAAGUCCGGCGUUCAGUUCGAGCAAACUCAAGUUGAUGUACGAACAAAUCAAAGAAUGCGGUGAAGAACUUAUGAAAAACAUUAGUAAGAGUAUAUUGGAACACAACAACAACGAAAUGGAAGUGCUAGACGUCUUGGGAAAGUUUUCGACGGACGUUAUUGGUACAUGCGCUUUUGGCCUCAAGUUGAACGCUAUAAAUGAUGACAAUUCCGAAUUUCGUAAAUACGGAAAGACCUUAUUUAAACCAUCACUGAGAAUACUUUUUAGGGAAUUAUGUUUGAUGAUAAGUCCGGUACUUUUGAAAGUAAUAAAAUUAAAAGAUUUUCCGAUAGAAGCUUGUAAGUUUUUUCACUCGGCAUUUCACGAGACGAUAAGUUAUCGGGAAAAGAACAAUAUUGUCAGGAACGAUUUCGUUCAAGUUCUUAUGCAAACAAGACGUGAUUUGGUUCUCAACGAGAAUAUACAUCCAAGCGGUAAGAAAAGCUUUAAAAAAUAUCAUUAAAAAUGAAAUUUAAAAUAUAAAAAACCAUUUACACGUGUUGUCUUCUUGUAUUUUUUAGAAAAACUUACGGAAACACAUAUCGUAGCUAAUGCUUUUGUUAUGUUCCUUGCUGGAUCUGAAACAGUGUCUACAGCUUUGAGUUUUUGUUUGUAUGAAAUAGCAUUGAAGAAGGAUAUUCAAGAUAAAUGUCGCGAUGAAAUUAAAUCACAAUUAUUAAAAAAAAAUGGAGUAAUUGAUAAUGAAUUUUUGGCAGAUCUAAAUUAUUUAGAUAUGGUAUUGAAAGGUAAAUUUUAUUAUUUCAUGUAUAUUAAAUAUUGCAUUUUAUAAACAUACAAGCUAUUUCACCUGGCGUGUGCCAAUUUUUAAUUAUUUUUUCUUCAUACAAUACAUACCAUAUACAUAAUAAAAAUCUGCCCAUGACAACUUAGUUAACUAACAAUAUUUGUUUUUUUAUCCAUUUUAUCUAGGUUACCAAUAAAUAAAACAAAUUUUUAAUCUUCGUGCCAAAAGUACCUAAAAACCUGUAUUUGUGGGUGAUAGUAGUACUAUCAAAAAAUGUCAGAAACCUUUGCAAUUUGCGGCAGGGUAUAUUGCAACGUGCUAUUGAACUUCGGACCACUUUUGAACCACUUUUGCACUGUUGAAUGUUAUUUUUUGUAUCGUCGAUAUGUUAUGUGUCCUAACACAAGUGCUGUAGAGUGUUGCUAUUUGCAAAUAGAAAUAAUACAAAUAUCUCACAUUUGUAUUACAUGCUGUAAACGCAUGUCUCGUAGAUUUAAAUUAAUUUUUUCAAUAACUGUUUUUAAAUUGUUUCUUUUUACUCUUCGGGUUGUUCUCUUUCAAUGGAUAUGUAAAGAUAUUUUUGGAUUUCCCGUUGUCCUUUAUAUUUUUUCAUAACUAUUGUUCUUCGUUGUAGACAUAAAAUAUGAUUAAAAAUUAGAAAUUUCAAUGUAUCAAUCGUUCUCAAGAUUACGUUCAUGUAUUUGUUCACCGCUGACCAAAACAUAUAGUGGUGUUCGGUUGCUUAUAAGUGUUUAUUGCAUUAAAUAAAAUUUGUUAUUAUAGACAUUUUGAUUUAUGUAAUUAUUAUCUACUUGUUAUAUAACCGUUAUUAAUAGGUGAUAGAUGGGCCAGGGACGUAUUCAGUGGGGUUUUAGGGGGGAUAUUAACCAUGGGCACCACAUUUCUUGAGGGACCGUCAUCAUUAUAGACUUAUCUUGAUAAAUUAUCGAUUUUUUUUUUUAAAAAUAUUAACGCUUUUCAAUUUUUUUAAUUCGUUCAGCAGGGCUUAAAUAAUGUGUUUUGGAGCUCAAAGUAUGCGGUACACAAUAUAAAAUCUGCAUUUCGGAAUAUUCCAGUGCGUUGUAAAAAAAUGUAUUAUUAUGAAAUGGCGCUAAAAGACAAAUGCUAAUACUUAAAACCAAUAAAAGUUUUAAGGUAUUAUAGGUAUAUUUCAGUAAAUUAUAAAUUAUUUAGAGUUAUACGCGUGAUUUAUUUAAAAAUAUAUAAAUUGUUGAAAUAUUUCUAGUUUAAUUGUGUAUGUUGGGUGAUAGCACGAAGGCACAAUAAAUCACGUAUAGCUCCAAAUAAUUUCCUAUUUACUACCGUUUUUAUUUUAUUUUACUAUUUUACUAAAAAAUUACCUAAAAUACCUUAAAAGUUUUAUUUUCGUAUGUUUAAUUUGAAUAUUUCUGGUUUAAUUGUGUAUGUUGGUUGAUAACACAAUAGAAUAACUAUAAAAUUAAAAUAAAAUUAACUUCAUAAGUUCAAAGUUUUGAAGAUACAUAACAAAAACGGAUGGUAAGUAGGGUUUAAUUAAAAAAAAACUUAAAUUGUCAAUAACUUAAAAAAUAAAAAUGUAAGAUAUCACUUUGAAGGCAAUUUUUCUAUCAUUUUUGGAGUACUUUCAUGAGACACCGGAUGGUAAUUUCCCUCUGGACAACCUUGAAAGUUUAUAUAUUUGUUUAUUUAUUAUUUAUAAUAAUUAGGUUCAUAGGUUAGAUGAAUAUAUCAAUUAAAACUGAAGACUUAAUAUGUCCUAUAAAAAUCACUUUAAAAAGGUAUGAAUGUAUAAAUAUGUAUAUAUAUAUAUAUGUGUGUAUAUUAUUGCUACCAAUUGCAUACAAAUAUUAUUUGUUGCAACAUUUUGAGGUUUAUGAAAAUUUCAUUGUUGAUAAAAAUUCUUAGAAUACACCCUGUUUCGCUGGUAUUCAACAACUUCCCAAAGUUUCAUGGCGAUCGGACGAAUGAUGUAUAGUAAUGCAUAAAGGACAAACAUAUAUACAUUCGUUAUUAUACACACACACACACACACGCACACUCACACACACAUAUAUAUAUAUAUAUAUAUAAUAGAAAGAUUUGUUUAUACUUCAUGCCAUUAAAAUGUACUGAAAAUUGUUUAACUAUAUUAUCCAUACGCUAUACCUAUUCAAUUUUAUUGUUAUGAUUUUCAGAAACACUUCGUAAGUAUCCUCCAAGUUUCGCAUUAUUUAGAAAAGCUGCUCAGACCUAUCGCGUACCUAACGAUUCAUUAGUUAUUGAGAAGGGCCAAAAAAUAAUGAUACCCCUUCAUUCAUUGCAUUACGAUCCUCAAUAUUAUCCGAAUCCCGAAGUAUUCGACCCGGAGAGAUUUUCACAGGAAGAAAAAUCAAAACGUCAGAGUGGUACUUACUUGCCAUUUGGUGAUGGUCCACGGAUUUGUAUUGGUAAAUGUUGAGAAAUAAUUACAUUUACGAGAUGUGAUCUUGAACUCAUCUAAUAUGUUUAAAUUUUCAUAGGAAUACGUUUUGCUGAAAUGGAAAUGAAAUUGGCCUUGGUUGAAAUUUUAUCUAAAUUUGAAUUGGAGCCGUGCGGAAAGACUGAUAUCCCUUUAAAAUUGGGUAAAAAGGCUCUAAUGGUGUUGCCGGAAAAUGGAAUUUGGUUAAAAUUUAAAAAGAUUUCUAGUUAAGUAAAUAAUAUGAAACGUAAAAUUAUUUUUUAUGUAUUUAUUUUAUUUUUAUGACGAUAGAAGUAACUACAGAAUUUUAAUAAAGGAUUACCUAAACAUUAAAUAAUAGCCAAACAAAAUAAAAUGAACAAUAAAUUAGUGAUGUUAUGUUUAUUCGGAUUAUCCAAAAAUUCGAAUUUUAGAUAUAAAAAUUUGAUUUUUUUUUUUUAAUGUAUUAAUGUAUUAAAAUAUAUAAUUUUUG